Molecule: messenger RNA, 1273 nt
Organism: Fomitopsis serialis
Lineage: Eukaryota; Fungi; Basidiomycota; Agaricomycetes; Polyporales; Fomitopsidaceae
Product: GNS1/SUR4 membrane protein
Exons: 8
Coding region: 110-997 (295 amino acids)
Biological process (GO): fatty acid elongation, polyunsaturated fatty acid; very long-chain fatty acid biosynthetic process; fatty acid elongation, saturated fatty acid
Cellular component (GO): endoplasmic reticulum membrane
Molecular function (GO): fatty acid elongase activity
Source: RefSeq, a predicted model, not a curated record
UGCAAAAGCACGCGCUCGUGCCAGCAGCGACCACGUCGAAGCCGUCGUCGGCCAUAAAUCCAACCCACCCGUCCCCUCGUUCGUCUUCCCCCCUCGGUCCUUCUGUCCCAUGGCUCCCGUCGCAGACUUCCUCGCCAGCGUUAUCCCCUGGUCGCUCCCGCCCCACCUCCAGGGCUAUGUCCCCGGCAAGACGCCCUUGUCCACGCCGCAGGAGGUCUUCCCCACCCUCGGCUGCUACCUCGCGGUCGUGUUCAGCCUCCGGGCGUACAUGAAGAACAGGCCGCCAAUGAAGCUUCAGGCCCUCUUCCAGGCGCACAACAUCUUCCUCAGCGCGGGCAGCUUGCUCCUGCUCUCCUGCAUGGCCGAGGCGGUCGCGCCUCUAUACUGGAAACACGGCCUCUUCUGGGCGAUGUGCAAUGACGACAUGUGGACCGACAGGCUGGAGCUCUUCUAUCUUAUCAACUAUUACUUCAAGUAUCUCGAGCUGCUCGACACUGUCUUUUUGGCGCUUAAGAAGAAGCCUCUCGCAUUCUUGCAUGUGUUCCACCACUCCGCAACGGCUCUGCUAUGCUACACGCAACUCAACGGGAAGACGAGCGUGCAAUGGAUUCCCAUCACGAUUAAUCUGUCCGUCCAUGUCCUAAUGUACUAUUACUACUAUGCGACCGCUGGUGGUGCCAAGAUAUGGUGGAAGAAGUAUUUGACGACUAUGCAAAUCGUACAAUUUGUUAUCGAUCUGUUUGCCGUGUAUUUUGCAACAUACUCUUACUACACCGCUAACUACUUCCCGAACCUCCCCAGUUUCGGCAGCUGUGCCGGCACGGAAUCCGCUGCAGUUUUCGGCUGCGCGCUUCUGUCCAGCUACCUGGUGUUGUUUAUCCAGUUCUACAUCAACACGUACAAGAAGCCUGUCAAGGGCAAGGCCCCCAUGGCAAAUGGCAAGCCUAUUGCAAACGGCAAUGGCGUCGCCAACGGUCAUGGCCACAAGUUGGAGUAAAGGGGUCAUCCGCGCUCUAGGUGGAACUCCUCGCACGCGUGGCAACCACCCUCCGGCGCGCACCACACCAAACCAAAACCUCACGAAGACCCAACGAAAGCCGACAGCCCCUCCUUUCCCUUUCACUUCGAUACCCUUCGGCUCACGUACAUACAUACUCACAUUGACAUUGUCUGUCCAUUAUUCGCUUUCUCCUUAAUGUACAGCCGUUUAUUCUUUCUGCGAUGGGUUCGUGGUGUGGACUCGCUGCGCUGCCGGGGGGCGGGGGUCCGGGCC